This is a messenger RNA of Boeremia exigua, 1647 nucleotides long. RefSeq lists its product as uncharacterized. Lineage: Eukaryota; Fungi; Ascomycota; Dothideomycetes; Pleosporales; Didymellaceae. Bases 404 to 1573 code for a protein of 389 amino acids. The transcript is spliced from 2 exons. The record is from RefSeq and is a predicted model, not a curated record.
CCAAUCCACAACAGCUGCGACACCCUCCUAGAGCUUUUGACUUGCUAGAUGCAUGCCGCGCCGGCACACUGUAUCAGCCCGAUGUGUGACCCUCCUGUACUAGCUACGCCACUCCGCACGCCGGCCCAAAUGCUCCGAUCAGGAAACUACCGUACUUUACACGGACUUACUUUGUCUCUAAUAUAGUUCACGCAUGUGGCUCAUGCGGGGUGCUUAGAGUUUGUCCAGUUCAGGAAAAAGAUGAUCAGAGUUAUCCCGGUGAGGCACUCUCGGUGCAUCUACCUCCACUCGUGUACCUUGGCAAGAUCAGCGCUACCUUCUAUAUUACAGGCUCCCUGAUCCCGGCACAUUGGCUUGCUAGGCCGGUAGAACUGCGCAACUCUUGAUACCAGGUGUUCUCACAAUGCGCCUUCGUCAACUUCUUUCUCCAGCAGUGUGGGCCUUGAUAGCUACCAAAACACAAGCAUGCACCACAGACGAUGACUGCAGUCUGAACGGCCUUUGCCUUCCAAACACUGGCGCAAAUACAACCUCUGUCUGUCAGUGCGACCCUGGCUGGUUUGGCUCUGACUGUGGGCGUGUUGACCUCGCGCCUGCCACCAGAUACACAGGCUUCAACAAUACCAAAUAUAGCGCACCGGAUCACUACAGCAACCGUGGCAACUCGUCCUGGGGUGGCCAAAUUGUGCAGGAUCAAGGCGACCCAAAGCUCUUCCACUUGAUCUACGACCAGUUUGGGCAUGGGUGCGGGCUCAGCGGGUGGCGGCCGAUGAGCUUCAUUGCAAGGGCUGAGAGCACAAGUGGGCCGCAAGGACCGUACAUGUGGAAGCAGAAUGUCACUGGAAGCUUCAGACACAACGCGUAUGUCUACUGGAGCCCAGCGGACGAGAAGUAUCUGCUUUGGAGUAUUGGCGUAGACGUGCCGGAUCCCAAGCAAUGUGGUGGCAUCAACAAAGCGCAGUGGCCAAACAACAUCUCCGUUUCCGCAGCACCAACAAUCCAGGGGCCUUGGAGCCCGUUCAAGAUCCUCGUAAACGGAACGAACCCAGCUCCAGCACCCCUGUGGACCUCCGACGACCCCACAAGCGAAACCGUCCUCGUGGCCGAAGAUCUGAAAAUCUUUACCGCGCCUUCCUACAACGGCCCGUACAAGCAGAUCUUCACCGCCCCGUGGAAUACCUCCGACUACUCGCCCACCUGGGCCGAAGAUCCCUUCGUCUGGCGCGACAAGCGCGGCAACUGGCACGCCCUCGCCCACUGGAUGGUCGACAUCUCUGAAUUUGGACGUAAAUAUCCACGCGUUGGCGCGCACAUGUUCGCGCGCAACCUCACAGGCCCAUGGACGUUCAAGCUGCAGGAGGCGUUUAACUCGACCGUGAGCUUCACCGAUGGGAGCGUCGAGACGUUCAAUCGUAGGGAAAGGGCGAAGCUGUUUUUUAGUGAUGAUGGAGAGGUUACGCCGUUGUAUAUGGUCAAUGGCGUGCAGAGGCUGGGGAGUACGACGGAGAGUUAUACGUUGAUACAACCGGUGGGCACGGCGUGGAGGGAGUAUGAGAAGGGACUGGGGUUUUGAAACGUGGUACAUUGUCUGUACAUUGUUUAGGGCCGAUCAAGCCAUCUCUCGUAGUACAUGAAAAGUGGACUGUA